GCUUCCCUCAGCCGCGGAGCAGCCAGCGCCGAGGCGGCUUCCAUGGGGCCGGCGGCGGGCCGAGGCAGGCGGAGCUGAAAGGGGGCGGAGGAGGGCGGGCGAUGCGGAGCCGGGGGCAGCGCGCCGCCCUUCUCUGCCGGAGGCUCGUGGCGGAGGGGACGAGGCGCGUGCACCGGCGCGCCCCGCGUUGCAGCAGCCAAAGCAUUAGCAGCAGAAGCCGCGCGAUGACGGAGGAGGCGAAGAAGCGGGCCGCCUGGGCUGCGGUGAACAACCACGUGCAGAAUAAUCAAGUCCUUGGAAUCGGAAGUGGGUCUACAAUUGUUCACGCUGUGCAGAAAUUGGCUGAGAGAGUGAAACAAGAGGAUCUCAACAUAGUCUGUAUACCUUCGUCUUUCCAGGCACGUCAGUUGAUUCUGCAGAACGGCUUAACCUUAAGUGACUUGGAUCGACACCCUGAGUUGAAUGUUGCCAUUGAUGGCGCCGAUGAAGUCGACUUGGACCUCAAUCUUAUCAAAGGAGGAGGGGGCUGCCUGACUCAGGAGAAGAUAGUCGCUGGCUAUGCGAAAAGCUUCAUUGUCAUUGCUGAUUAUAGGAAAAAGUCUGAAAGCCUCGGAGAGCAGUGGAAGAAAGGUAUUCCUAUUGAAGUUAUCCCAAUGGCCUAUGUGCCAAUUUCCAGAGCUCUGGCCAAGAGGUUUGGGGGUGUUGCUGAGCUGAGGAUGGCUGUGAAUAAGGCGGGCCCUGUCGUCACUGACAAUGGGAACUUCUUAUUGGACUGGAAAUUUGAUAAAGUCCAUAACUGGCGUGAAGCGAAUGUGGCAAUCAAGAUGAUACCAGGAGUGGUGGAGACAGGCCUGUUUAUCGACAUGGCGGAGCGGGUUUACUUUGGCAUGGAAGAUGGUUCUGUCAGCAUCCGAGAGAAGCCAGUCCACUGACCACCAUCCAGCCCCCAAAUCUACUCUGCCUUCAGCCCAUUGCAUACAGUUUUAUCACUUUGGUGCCAAUUUGACAUCUUGCCUUAAAGCCUGUUUGUCCCGAUCUUGGUGAAUGUAACCAAAGGUCCAGCAGUUCUCACUAAUACUGGAAAUGAAUGUUGUUUUAAAUUAUAUUUUUUACUAUUUCUUCAUGUAAAUCAUUUUUUUAAAAAAAGCAAAAUGUGAUCAAUCAUUUUGAGCAUUUUAAACUUUUUUUUCACUUUGGUUUUUAUACAAAACAUUGUACCAAAAAGGAUAUUUUAUACAGUACUUGAACCAUCUGGUUGCUUGGAGUGUGUCUAGUGGGGGGAGAAAAUAGAAGUUGCAUUUUGUGGUAUUUGCAAUAACACCCCCCCAAAAUGCAUUGACGCAGAAGGGUUUGUGCCCAGUUGGUACUCACAGAUGCCUUAUUAGAAUCUUUUUUGGUUCUAUAAUUUAUGCCUUUCAAUGAUUUUUACCAUAACUGUUUUUAACAGGGAAUGUUUAGUCUCAGUAUAGAUAAUUUGCUGAUAAUUUGUGCUGUUGGCCUCCAUGGAAUUUGUAUGGCAUGGGAUUAGCCACAACACCCAUUCCACGCAAGGAAUUCAUACCUUUAAAAUAAUAUAUGAAAUAAUAAAAUAAUAUACUUUGGAAAUGUUUCAGGCCCCCCCCAACUUCCCCAAUGAUGGAUGGCUGAAAUUCGAGGCUGCCUAGCCAUCUGUACAGGUGAAGAUGCACUGGGUUAAUGCCCAGUUUAACAAUUUUGGGCCCAGUUGGAGUUUCAAAGAGUUCCUGGUCCUUCCUUUGCAUGACGAAAUUUUCACAGAAUGCUGCCUCGAAACACGUCCAAAGAACGAGCCUUACUGGGAGGAUUGUAUUAAUGUAGCAAGAGCAAGGCACUUUUUUAAAAACAAAAAACCUGUUGUCUCUCAUCUCUUAAGUGCUUUGCAUGAUAACCGUGUCAGAAAUGUACGACUCGUCGUUUUUGUUUUAGGCACCGAAAUUAAAGAGCUGUAACGCCA
This is a messenger RNA of Podarcis raffonei (Aeolian wall lizard), 1972 nucleotides long. It is a transcript of the gene RPIA, whose product is annotated as ribose 5-phosphate isomerase A. The transcript is spliced from 9 exons. Gene Ontology annotation, cellular component: intracellular membrane-bounded organelle. Gene Ontology annotation, biological process: D-ribose metabolic process; pentose-phosphate shunt, non-oxidative branch. Gene Ontology annotation, molecular function: ribose-5-phosphate isomerase activity. NCBI's taxonomy places the organism in Eukaryota, Metazoa, Chordata, Lepidosauria, Squamata, Lacertidae. The coding region runs from base 102 to 932 and encodes 276 amino acids. The record is from RefSeq and is a predicted model, not a curated record.